This is a messenger RNA of Dioscorea cayenensis subsp. rotundata (Guinea yam), 1989 nucleotides long. Its product is annotated as transcriptional adapter ADA2-like. The record is from RefSeq and is a predicted model, not a curated record. Gene Ontology annotation, biological process: regulation of transcription by RNA polymerase II; chromatin remodeling. Gene Ontology annotation, cellular component: nucleus. Bases 114 to 1844 code for a protein of 576 amino acids. Gene Ontology annotation, molecular function: chromatin binding; transcription coactivator activity; zinc ion binding. The transcript has 13 exons. NCBI's taxonomy places the organism in Eukaryota, Viridiplantae, Streptophyta, Magnoliopsida, Dioscoreales, Dioscoreaceae.
GGACACGUCAUACACAUACACGCACGGCUGAUGACUCAAAAUCACCUUCACCUCCCGACCUCGGAGACCUAAAGUUGAUCUAGGGUUUCGGAUAUCCGGCUCCAUUCGCGGCGAUGGGUCGCUCUCGCGGAGUCCCCAACUCCACCGACGACGAUGCCACUCAAAGAUCCAAGAGAAGAAGAGCUACUUCAACUGGUGAAGCAACAGAACCUAUGGUUGCAGGAGGUACAGGACCUAAUGAAGGGAAAAAGGCUUUGUAUCAUUGCAAUUAUUGCAAUAAAGACAUAUCAGGGAAGAUCCGUAUAAAGUGCACAAAAUGCCCAGACUUCGAUCUUUGCGUGGAGUGCUUCUCAGUGGGUGCUGAAGUCACCCCACACAAAAGCAAUCAUCCUUAUCGGGUUAUGGACAACUUGUCAUUUCCCUUGAUUUGUCCAGAUUGGAAUGCAGAUGAGGAAAUACUGCUUUUAGAGGGUAUUGAAAUGUAUGGACUUGGUAACUGGACCGAAGUUGCUGAGCAUGUAGGUACCAAGAGCAAAACGCAAUGCAUUGAGCAUUACACAACAGCAUACAUGAACUCCCCUUGCUAUCCUCUUCCGGAUAUGUCUCGUGUAAACGGGAAGAAUAGAAAAGAGCUUCUUGCUAUGGCUAAAGUGCAAGGUGAGGGCAAGAAAGGAAUUUCUCUGCUCAGUGAUGUCACUCCAAAAGAAGAAUCUCCAUUCUCUCCUUCAAGGGUCAAAGUCGAAGAUCUGAGUGGGGAAGCUUCAGCUGGGCGGUCACCCUCAAGCCUAGGUGCUGGUGCUAGUAAGAAGGCUUCUAACAUGGGUAUGUCCAAGGAUGGGCCUGAUGGAUCAAAAACAGAAGAUCCUCAACUAGAUAGGAGUGUUGGAGUCAAGAAGCCCAAGUAUUCUGGAGAUGAAGGGCCUUCAAUGACUGAGUUAAGUGGAUACAAUCCCAAGCGGCAGGAGUUUGAUCCUGAAUAUGAUAAUGAUGCGGAGCAAUCACUGGCUGAGAUGGAGUUCAAGGAAAAUGACUCGGAAGCUGAUCGUGAACUAAAACUCCGUGUGCUUCGUAUUUAUUUAUCAAGGCUUGAUGAGAGGAAAAGGCGUAAGGAUUUCAUCUUGGAAAGGAAUUUGCUUUAUCCCAAUCCAUUUGAGAAGGAACUGUCGAUUGAAGAUAGAGAAUUGUAUCAGCGAUACAAGGUUUUUAUGCGCUUUCAAUCACAAGAAGAGCAUGAGGCUUUGGUUAGAAGUGUUAUUGAAGAGCGCAAAAUUCGAAGAAGAAUUCAAGAGCUUCAGGAAUGCCGUGCUGCUGGAUGCCGUACACUUGCUGAAGCGAAACUGUAUACUGAGCAGAAGAGGAAAAGGGAGUUGGAGAUGAGUGCUCAGAAAACAAAGGAAAGUGGGCAGGUAGUUACAGCUAGUAAGCUGCCUCAAAAGGCAGGCAGACCCAUGAGCAGAGAAAAAUUGGAAUCUGAUGGAAGCCCCAGAAAUAUUGUUGAUAGCCAUAAAAUAAAAGGUGCAGGUUUUGACAGCAGCAGUAAGGAUUCACCUUCUGCAACUAUGGGACAUCCUACACCAAAAUCAUUUGAUGAGUGGGACAUCACCGGACUUCCUGGGGCGGAUUUGUUAAAUGAAACGGAGCAACAAUUAUGCUGCCAGAGCAGGUUACUCCCAAGCCAUUACCUUAAGAUUCAGGAGGUUUUGGUGCAGGAAAUACUCAAAGGUGCUCUUCUGAAAAAAUCUGAUGCCCAUCAUCUGUUCAAGGUAGACCCAAGUAAAGUAGAUAGGAUUUAUGAUAUUGUGAUUAGAAAGUUGGGUCACUUGGAUGAAUCUCAACUAGUGUGAUUUGUUGUAGAUCAUCAUCCCUCCCCCUUAAUGUUUUGAUUAUUUGUUUUAUCUCAUCUUGCUUUGUGCCAUCUCUAGAUAUAGAGCCUUGAUAGAUGUUUUGACCAUUAAUUAUAUGCAUAAUCAAUUUGUGUUCCUAUUUCUA